GUGUAAAAAAUUUAUGCUACUAUCAUAUGCUUUUUCAAACAAUUCUCACUUGAACAGCAGAGGAUAACCGACCUCGCAAGCUGGUCUACAUAAAAAUGGAAAUGGAACGGCUGACACAGCGCAUCGACGAGUAUCCGGCCGCGGUCGAAGAGGACGAUCUGGACAAGGUGCGGGCCCUGCGCAAGGAGCUGCAACAGUUGGACGACGAAUUCCGGAUGAUUUCGAAGGCAACCGCCGGCGAGUGCAAACCACGGGUCAGCGGUUUCCAGUUUCCCAUCAGUAGUGAGGAAGACAUCGAACGACUCGAAUCGGCCGUCCGAAUAGAUCCCGAUGUUCGUGCUCAAUAUGUCGACUAUUUGAGCGUCAUCAAACCACUGCGGUUGAGUGUGUUACAAGCGUUCAAUAAAUUCUUCACAGAUGAAGCCAUGACCAAUUACAACUGGCACGGACUGGAGAAGGCAGAGUUCCCGCGAACACCGAAAAGAGGCAUGCAGAAGUACGAGAUAUUCUACGCUUGCAUGAUCGCUGCCUGGGAAAGUCACGGAAUCGACAACGAAAGCCUUGUCGAGCAGCUGAAGAAAACUGUCUACCACAUCAACCGCCGCCGGUACACGAAAAAGCAAGCCAUGAAAAAGAAGUUCAAGAUCGUGGAAGUACAAGAAUGAAUUUUCUAUCCAUGUAUUCUAGUACCGUGUUCUGAAAUAAACUCUGAUUUGAGCUUCCUACCUGCCAUGAAAUUGUUCCAGUAGAUGGACUUACUGGUCGAAUCUAGUACACACCGACCGAUUCUAUUACUAACUUGCAUAUUUCGAUAUCCUAGAAGGCAUGGCCCAACGAGUGCUGCUGUUGAAGGGUGCCCUGCGGAAACUGAAGCGCGACCAGAACCGGAACCGAUCACCGACACGUUCCGAGCGGAUAAGGCAGGUGCAGCGACAGAUACGGCAGAUCGAUACGGAAUUCCGUCAGCUGACUAGUGACGAUUUGAAAAAACCCGUCCGUGUGAAUGGAUUUUCCUUUCCCAUGUCCUGCGAGGAGGACAUCGAGCGACUCGAACUCAUGGUGGAACGAAACCCAAGUAUUCGAGAGCAAUUUGUUAACUAUCUGCGUAGGAGAAAACCAUUCAGCGAAUCGGUUGAGGAGUGUUUCGGUUACUUCUUCAAGGAUGAGGCUAUGCUGCGGUACAACUGGAAAGGGCUUGAUCGCAACCAGUGUCCCCGAAAAGCGAUGAUGAAUUAUCACAUCUUUACCGACUGCAUGAUGGAUGCCUGGGUUACACAUGGAGUGCAGAAAGACGUUCUUCAAAAUGAGUUACGGAAAACAGUUUUCAAAAUCAGCCGAAGACGAUAUUCUAACAAGUGCGCCAGGAAGAAGAGGUCUAUUGACAGAUCAUCAAACUAUGGGCCGAAAUGUGAUGAUUAACUUGAAUAAACAUGUUUUCUUUAAGCACUAAGCUGUAUUUGAUGAAAUAAUCC
Ochlerotatus camptorhynchus is the source of this 1472-nucleotide messenger RNA. RefSeq lists its product as uncharacterized. Lineage: Eukaryota; Metazoa; Arthropoda; Insecta; Diptera; Culicidae. The transcript has 5 exons. The coding region runs from base 96 to 665 and encodes 189 amino acids. The record is from RefSeq and is a predicted model, not a curated record.